Messenger RNA from Trifolium pratense (red clover), 2619 nucleotides. RefSeq lists its product as uncharacterized. The transcript is spliced from 2 exons. NCBI's taxonomy places the organism in Eukaryota, Viridiplantae, Streptophyta, Magnoliopsida, Fabales, Fabaceae. The coding region runs from base 1 to 2619 and encodes 872 amino acids. The record is from RefSeq and is a predicted model, not a curated record.
AUGUCUGCUUCAACUUCAACUUCAACGAAUCCUAUCACUAUUCCACCUUUCAUCUUCAAGAACAUGGAAUAUGUUGGGAACAAGAUGGAAUUCUCAGAAUCGCUUUUAACUCUUUUGCCUAAGAAGAUGGUCGAUUUCAAUAGCUUGAAAGCUAAUGGGUAUGAUGUUAAACCAUACUUCACUUCUCAAGGUUGGGACAUGUAUUUUGAGAUGUUGAACGGUCCAAUCUAUCCAGAUCUCCUUAGGCAUUUCUGGAUGAAAGCUAAGGUCUUCACCAAGGUCGAAGCAAAGCAAGAAGAACUCCUAGCUAUUGAAAGAAAUCCAAGUCUGAAAGGAAAAUCUAGAAAGGAGAUGGGUCUUCUUGAGUUUACUUGUACUCAGAUUAAGUCUAACGUCUGCGGCAUAAAUCUCACCUUCUUAAAGGUUCACUUCAACGCUCUACUUGGGUUGACAAACUCUGGUAUGAUUUUGGACAAUUUUGAAAAGGAUACUAGAUUCAGAGAAGAUCUUCUGCACAGGAUGUUUACCGAAUUGAAGCUAAAGGGUAAAGUCAAGGGAAUGACUGAUGAGUGCAGGGUUUUGUUUAAAAUAAUCAUAUCAUCUAUCUGUCCAAGAUUAGGUGGUACUGAUACAAUCUCUUGGCCUCAUCGUCAUUUGAUUUAUUUUCUUCUGACUGAUAGAAAGGUUAAUCUGGGAGAUUACCUAUUUGAAAGGGUAUGUGAAGCUAUUUUCUUCAGCAAGUCUCAGAGGAGAACAACCAUUGUUCAUCCUAGAUUGCUGUCUGACUUACUUUUUCAAGGGAGAAUCGUAAAGCAGCUUCAGAAGUUUUAUCCAGAACUUGUUGAGAAUAAGAUUAUGCCAGAAGUUCUGACUGCAAACUUCUUAGCCAAAAUGCAUCUCAUCAACACUAAGGUGGUUCAACCUUCACAAGAUUUCCAGGUACGCACAGAAGAUCCCUUUUAUGUAGGUGGUUAUCCAAUAGUUUCUGAAUUGGACUGUGAAGAAGUAAUUCAGAACUACUUGGAAAGGCUUAAGGGAGAAGGAUAUAAUGUUACUAGGGAAAUGGUACCAAAUGAGCCAAUUGUCAGUUUGUACAAACCUAGGCAGAGGAAGUCCAAAAGAAAGGCUGAAACUCAAGAGGAACAAGUUCAGCCAGAUCUUCUUGCUCAGAAGAAAAUCAAGGUUGCUGAGGAAUCCUCUAGAGCUCCUAAGAGGAAACUUAAGCUGGAUGAUGAUGAAGAUGAUUCAGAAGAGACACGCUCUGAUGAGGAAACUUUUGCUGAUAGGCUGAGAAAGAAACAAGUUCCUGUUUCAAAAGGUAAGACUCCUAAGAUCUCUUUUAAUGAAGCUGAAAUUGGAUUAGGUUUCACCAAACCUCUUAGAACCAUUCACCCUAACCCCAUCAAUAUUUCAGACUCAGAGGAACAAAUUUGUUCAACUGAUGAGCUGAUCAAAGAAGGUAAGAAAAAUCUUUCAAAACUUACCUCUUCUGAUAAGUCUCAGCAGAUGGACAAACAAGUUCUUUCUGAAGAUCCCCUUCAUGAACUAGAAAAACAUCUUAGCCCUGACUCUCUAAACAAUCACCCUUUCUCUCACGAAACCACCAAACCAAAAUCACCAUCACCACAAACUCAACCACAAAUAGAAACAUCUGCCAAACAAUCAUCUGAUCCACAACCAGAAAUAUCUCCUGAACCCAUACACUCUCCCACAGAACAACCCAAACAAACCUCUCCUAUCAAAUCUCCUGAACCAACUUCUGAACCCACAAACUCUGAACAAAAUUCUGAACCAAACCCAACCUCAAGUGCUGAACAUGUAUCUCCUGAACGUGUUCACACUUGUGUUCCUUGUCCUUCAGAAGUAACUGUUGUUCAUAAUACCAACUCUGCUUCUGAAUCAUCCAAGGUUUACACAAUCCCUUUUACCUAUCCCACAACAUCUGACCCUUUUGGAAGCAUAUCCAAUCAGCUUUAUGAUGAUCUUUUAAGGUUGUCUAAACUUAAGAACAGGUUCUUAGUGUGUCUGUCUGAUGUGGAUGUUGAGGUUUCUGCUAUCAAGGCCAAGAUUUGUGAUGCUCUGGAUAUGGUUGGGAAGGACAUCAAAGCUGAGAUUGGUAUACGGGACAUGGAGGUUGUAAGUCUGCUGAGGGAUUUUCUUGCUAGAGCUAGUCUGAAGAGAUUGACCAUGUUUAAUCAUGAAGAAGCUGAGAUCUCUAAGGCUGCAGCUUUAUCUGCAAGGCAAGCUGCUGAUGAUAUGCUUCUGCAUGUGCUCAACAACUUCUGGGUGAACUCCAAAUUGUUCAAGUGCUUAGAGGAUCAGAGGAUAGAAACUGAGAGGAUCGCUCAAGAGACUGCAUUGCUCACUCAAGAACAAGUGCCUAUGAUAGAGGAACAAGUGCUUAUGAUUGAUUAUUCAGAGGAUGGUGAAUCUUCAUCUGAUAAAGGAAAAGCUCCUAUGGAAGCAAAUGUGGAUCAUCUGAGGGUCUUGGAGCAAGCUAUUGAAGAGCAGAGGUCCGAACACCAAGUUCUUGCAACCAAGGUGGAUAAGCUGGAUUACAAAGUGGACACUCUGAACAACAAAUUUGAUAUGAUCAUAGCCCUCCUCCAAAAACCCUAG